Messenger RNA from Myzus persicae (green peach aphid), 1005 nucleotides. RefSeq names its product ribosomal RNA-processing protein 7 homolog A. The coding region runs from base 112 to 912 and encodes 266 amino acids. Gene Ontology annotation, cellular component: UTP-C complex; CURI complex. NCBI's taxonomy places the organism in Eukaryota, Metazoa, Arthropoda, Insecta, Hemiptera, Aphididae. Gene Ontology annotation, molecular function: nucleic acid binding. The transcript has 7 exons. Gene Ontology annotation, biological process: rRNA processing; ribosomal small subunit assembly. The record is from RefSeq and is a predicted model, not a curated record.
AACAAAUUGAUAAUAUUGUGUUCGAAUUCCGGCAACAAACUAAUAAUUAUCGACAUGUGUUAAAGUUAAUGUUAAAUAGUUAAAAUUAAAAAACAUUCGAAAGUCAGCAUCAUGGAAGACUGUGUUGGAUUUAAGGUUCUCCCGGUGAAAGUCAAUGAAAAUUCCAAAGUUAUUCGUCAGUUAUUUUUAAAAAUGCAUAUGACUAGGGAAAAAUGUGCACAAAAACCAGAAUAUCAGACACUGUUUGUGGUCGGUGUUCCUGAAUUUUGCAAUCAGAAAACUAUGAAACAUGCAUUUCGUCGCUGUGGUAAAGUAAAAUCUGUAUAUUUUCACAAUGAACCCACUCCAAUUGAACCAGAAGUAUUGCCAUCAAAAUAUUUCAUCCCAAAACCAAUUAAAGGCUUUAAAGUGGCUUAUGUCGUGUUUGCACACACAUCUGGAUUGGAAAAUGCAUUGUCGCUGAAAUGUACUGAAAGUGAGCCUUUCAUAUUGUCUACACAAACUGCUCCAAUCACAAAUAUAGUUAACCGAUGGUGUGAGAACUACAAUGACAAUAUUGUUGAUGGAAAAGAAUUACAAUCUGAGAUUGAUACUUACAUGUCUGAAUAUGACAAAACAUCAGCAGCUCGAAUACAAACAGAAAAAGAUACAGUCGACAAUGAAGACGAAGAUGGGUGGAAAACUGUUUCUAAAAAAGGGCGGAAUCCUGGAUUUGCACGCAAGGAAGUUAUUAAGAAUAACAUAAUGAAAAAUGAGGCUAAGAAAAAGAUAAAGAAAACACUGAAAAACUUUUAUCGAUUCCAAAUUAAAGAGACUAAAAUUAAUCAAUUGAUGGAGUUACGCAAUAAGUUUGAUAAUGACAAAUCAAAAAUUGAAUUACUUAAACAGAGCAGAAAAUUUAAACCUUUUUAAGAUUUUAAAUAAAUUGAACGUAUUUUGUCGGACAACAUUUUUUAUGUUUUAUUGUAAUCUUAUUGCACAAUUAUAAUUGUUAAUAAAAUUGUA